AAUAAUUUCGCGCGUAUGUCGGUAAUUCAGAAAUCUUUAACCCUUUAUUGAUUUUUGACAUUUGUGAUAUAACCUAUAAAAUCCUCUGAUACAAAAUUUUAACGGGACAAAUAAUGUAUAACGUAUUCAGAAAAAAGCAAAAAAUCGGUUAAAUCGGAGAGCCGUCAAUGUUACGGAUGAUGGAAAACCGGUCUAAUAGUGAAAAUGUAAAAACCGUCGUGUCAGUAUAUUUACAUAGAAGACAGUUUCCAAUUGUUAAGCCCAAGAAAACAACAAGGACUUAUAACAUAAAACGAGCAUUACUGGAGAAUAGACUUGGAAGGACACAUUACGAUUACGAUUGCGGCAGUAGUGAUCCAAUGAUGGUGGUUGAGUACAUUUACCUAUUUCAAAAUUUCAUGUAUUGGUUAAAAGACCAAAUGAAGUAUAAACAAAGAUGUUUUGACAUUGAAAGGUUAGCUGGUCCCUUGUUUUGUCAUUUUUAUUUGGAUAUGCUAAGCAGUGAACAUUCAGAAAAAGCAAUAUCAUUUUUUAACGCUCAUGUCGAUAAAUUGGAUAAGUCUAAGUGUGAUGACACAGUGCUAAGACUAAUUAAAGCUGUUACCAAUAAUUCAGACAUCAUAGAGUUGGAACAACAAAUCAGAAGUAGCAAAAUAGUAGCAGAACUAACAACAGAAUCUCUGUUUCUAUUAAAAAAGUUUGUAUCAGAAAGCUUGAAUGUAGUGUUUUUGCAGACUUUCCAAAAAUGGUUUGAUUUAAGAACUAGCUGUGAUAAAUUAUUAUUAAAAGAAGAAAAAAAUAUGAUUAAGAGUGGUUUAAGAGAGCAUGAACAUAAUAAACUUCAAAGUGUAAUUAGAGAAGUCAAAAAACUUCAAAUUAAUGUGUGUAAUAUUCGUGUAACAAACUGUAAGAAUGGUGUAGCCUGUGGAUUCAUUAAGAGACAAUUGGGUGCUGUUGCAGUCGCUGAGAAGAAUGUGUUACGAAUUAUGCCUUUACACGCUUUAGAUUCUCUUUUUAAUCUUACGGAAUGCUUUAGUGAAAUUAAAUUAAACAAUCAUUCAAAACAAAUUUACUGUAUUGCUGUUUCUUCAAAAAACGAUAUAUUAUGUACAGGAUCAGCAGACAGGAGCAUUUGCAUUUACAAUAUGCUCAAAAUACAGCUGCAUCUAAAAGUGUAUGGUCAUUUAGGUCCAGUGUAUUGUAUUGCAAUUAGUGAAUGUAGUAAAUAUUUAGCGUCAGGUUCUCAGGAUAGUACAGCAAGAGUGUGGAAUAUUACAACAGGAAAAGCUUUAAGGAUAUAUGCAGGCCAUACACAACCUGUAACAUGUUUGCAGUUUCAUCCAAAUACAAUGUACCUUGCAACCGGUUCUGCAGAUAAAAAUAUUAGAGUUUGGUGUUUAAAGACUGCUAGCCCUGUUAGGUUAUUACAUGGUGCUAAGGGGGUAGUAUUUGCCUUGGCUUUUGAUCCCACUGGGCAGUCACUUGCCAGUGCUGGGGAAGACAAAAAAAUUAGAGUGUGGGAUUUGAUAACAUCAAAAAUAACCCAGGAAUUCAGAAGCAAAGAUGCUCCUGUAGUUAAAUUAGCUUGGAACACGACAUCCAAGCAACUCGGUGUUGGAACUUUGUCAGGAACUAUCAAAGUUUGGGAUAUUUCCCAUCACAGUGAAGAUCAUAAACACUUGGAACCUGCUUUUUCCUGUCAAGUGAAUGGUAGCAUACUCAGUUUGGAAUAUACAAUGGGAAUUUGGUCAUCGCUUUCUGCCUGAUUAUUUGUUAAAUUUAUUUUAAUUAAAGGGCAAUUUUAGUGUAUAUAGUAAACUUAGUAUAUUUUUGAAGCAAUAUAAAUUAUUUUGACAAUAAUAGUACAAACUUUGAACUGGAACAAGUUUUCAUUAGGAAGUAAUUGUAAAGAUUGAUACUAUUAGGUAUAUACAUUGUUUUGUUAAAAUCAAUAUAGAUUAGAAGAACCAUUCUGACCUCAAAAGUUUGUUUGAACAGCAAUGCUAUUUUCAAAAGUAGUACCAGUUGUACCCUAAUGCGUGCUGGUACUAAAAAGUCUGUAAAUACUUUGUCAUCCUUAUGCUGCUUAUAAUUUAUUUUUUCUUUGAUAUGUAGAUAUUUUUUUACAGGGUGUGUAUUUUAGCUUGAUUUUUUACUAGUACUUUUUCAUAACAAAAUUUCAUAGCGGAAGCUUUAGUUUUGUAAAUGAUACUUUUGGUUGCUUAAAUUUUUGUAAACUAUUUUAUGUUAAUCUAAGAAAUGUAACAUGUUUUUUUUAAUUUGACUUGUACAUCUUCCUUUUCUACAUAAGUUUUGAUACAGAAUAAACCAAUUUUAUUUUAUUAUUUAUUUGUUUGAUUUUCUUAAUCGUCACCGCGUUAAUAAAGUUGGAAUGAAACAAAAUUAAUUAAUUAAUUAUUAAAAGGAAUAAUUUAUUAUUG
Cylas formicarius (sweet potato weevil) is the source of this 2441-nucleotide messenger RNA. RefSeq lists its product as uncharacterized. The record is from RefSeq and is a predicted model, not a curated record. Gene Ontology annotation, biological process: transcription initiation at RNA polymerase II promoter. Gene Ontology annotation, cellular component: transcription factor TFIID complex. NCBI's taxonomy places the organism in Eukaryota, Metazoa, Arthropoda, Insecta, Coleoptera, Brentidae. The coding region runs from base 168 to 1766 and encodes 532 amino acids. The transcript has a single exon. Gene Ontology annotation, molecular function: RNA polymerase II general transcription initiation factor activity; protein binding.